UCCGCGUAACCGGCGUGUUUACGCCGAAAACCGCGCUGUCGCCCCCUGGUCCUGGGGGGGGGGUGGGGGGGCGGGGAGCGAGGAUUCGGCUGCCUCGUCGUCCGUCCGUGUGCUGGUCACUCCAGCUUCUGUGCCUCAGUUUCUCCAUCUGUACAAGGAGAUAUACCAGCGGCCUCUUCUCGCAGUGCCUGGGACGAGGUGGGGGGUGUCAGGGACCCUGCGCUCAGAGGUGCCCCGCAAAAGGACGCGCGCAUUCUGUGUUGUCCCAAGCGUCUCAUUCUGUUUCGUUGCCGCUGUGCUGUUACGAUUUCCGCCCGGUACCUGCCCGGAGGCCACGUGGGUCUCCACAGACGUGGGACUUCCCUUCUUUGAAGGGGCCUUAAGCACCCAGAGCGGGUAUUAACUUGCCAGGUGGGUGCCGCGGUGGCACCCCCCCCCCCCGGGGUGUGGCCGCUGCUGGGGGCCGCGGGGCCCCGCCCCAGCCUGAGUCACCUCCGCUCGGAGCCCUCCCCCCUUGGUUUCCUGCUUCGGGAAGUAGGUUCCUCUCUUGCUUGUUCCUGGGGGAGGGGGACCCGUGCCAGAGAAGGUACCCUGGAGCCCAACAGAGCAGGUGGCAAGAGGCCCUCUUUCAGAACCCGCGGGGAACAGAACUGGGGGAGACAAAGGAGGCUGUUCUCCCCAGACCCAAGCUGACUUAGCAGCUGUUUCUACCUGGGGCCUGUCCACCCUCACUGGACAGGCACCUCGAGGACACGGACAUUUCCUGAGGCCUGUCAGGUCCAGGAAGCCUAAGGCACCCCGUCUGCGUUGCCGGUUUCCCCAUCCGUAAAGCGGUCUCUGUGGGCAGGUGCCGGGGCCACAGCAGGGACGGGGCCGACCCCAUCCUGUCUGCAAGCGUGUAGUUCGGGAAAGGGGGGUUAAAUAGUAAAUAGAUGAGUAAACCAGCUGGUUCUGGGCAGCAACAGGUGAGGCAGGGUAAUGGGGCUGAUCGGGCUGUCCAGGAGCACAGCGGUUUCUCCCAGGAGGCGGCAUUUGAGCCGACGGCAGACUGUGCCAAGAAAGGGUACUUCCGGCAGAAGGCUCGGCAAAGGCCCUGAGGCCCCUUCCGGGCUGCCUGCCCGCUCUAGCUGGCUCCCAGGUGAAGAGGCUGUCAGCAUCCAAGCGGAAGCAACACUUCAUCAACCAGGCUGUGCGGAACUCAGACCUCGUGCCCAAGGCCAAGGGGCGGAAGAGCCUUCAGCGUCUAGAGAACAGUCUGGAAUGACUUCAUGAACCGCUCUGGGGAGGAGCAGGAACGGGUUCUCCGCUACCUGGAGGAUGAGGGCAAGAGCAAGGCACGGAGGAGGGGGCCCGGCCGCGGGGAGGAUCGAAGGAGAGAGGACCCAGCCUACACACCCCGUGAGUGCUUCCAGCGCAUCAGCCGGCGUCUGAGAACUGUCCUCAAGCGGAGCCGCAUCCCCAUGGAAACUCUGGAGACCUGGGAGGAGAGGCUGCUGAGGUUUUUCUCUGUGUCUCCCCAGGCCGUGUACACGGCCAUGCUGGACAACAGUUUCGAGAGACUCCUGCUUCACGCCAUCUGUCAGUACAUGGACCUCAUCUCAGCCACCCCCCUCCACCGUGCCACCCAGGUGACUUCGGCGAGUCCCCCUCCUGGGGCCUGUGUCUCCGCUUUUACCACGGGGGUGUUCUCAGGACACAGCGCCCCAGGGAGAGUCCUCACUGCCUCUGGGUGCGCCGCCUCCUUGCUCCUCUGCUCCGCCUCCUGCCCGGAGUUGCUGAGGUGCCGACCUGGAGGGCAAGAGGCAGAUGAAAGUCAGCAACCGCCACCUGGACUUCCUGCCACCAGGGCUGCUCCUGUCCGCGUAUCUGGAGCAGCGCAGCUGAUGGCCGCCCCCCCUCCCCCGCCCCCAGCCUCCCCUCCCCCAGGCCUCCCGUGCCAUUCGCUAAAGUAUCUUUAUUAUUUGGUGGAUUUUUCCCUGCAGACGUGCUCUACCCCGGGGGGGGGGGGGGUCUAUCACUCUGACUCCUUCCCAGCCCGCCUCUCCCAGAUAAACGCGGGGCCCUGGCCCCCCACACCGGACUGUCCCGGCCUUGCAGCUCCCCGCUCCGGGACUUGAGUUUGAGCGAGGAGAUCCGGCCUGGUCACUUCCGUGUUCCUUCUUCGUUCAGCUUUUUCGGCCCCGUCUGAAACUUAAGCAAGGAGCGACAGGCUGGGUUUUUAUCACUUUUAAUGAAUUUGGCAUGAUUUGUUGUAGAUUUUUAAAUUUCCCUUUUGGGAAGAAAAACCAAAAACUUGCCCCAACUGAUAAAUCGGGGGACUUUGUUCCAGUCCCUGUUUGAUCCUCCCCCAUCCCCCAGCUUUUGGCUUGGAUGUGGGGGAGGGGGGGCCUGGGGCUCCGCCCCUUUUUCCAGGUGUGUUCUGUCGUGUGCGCCUGCGCGUGUGCCCCACGCCCUAGGACAGGGGCUGCAUCUUAAAGGCUGGUCUUGCCGCCCUUUUGGAACAUGUUUGUCCUCCACGGGUGGCUUUUGGUUGCUCUUGGGGCCCCAUCCAGCCAGAAGCCUCUGCCCUAGGACUGCCCCAUUCCCUUGUCCGUGUCCCUUUGCCCUUCCCCUAGCCUAGCUCUGGCCUGUUACCUUGGGCUGACCUCUCACUGGCCACCCUGGCAUGUCCCACAAGAGCAGGGCUGGGGGACCCCUCCCGUGUGUGUGUGUGUGUGUGUGUGUGUGUGUGUGUGUGUCCAGUUGUGCUUUGGGAAAAGUGGAGAGUUCAAUAAAUUUCUGGUGCUCUGGUC
Molecule: messenger RNA, 2792 nt
Organism: Neofelis nebulosa (Clouded leopard)
Lineage: Eukaryota; Metazoa; Chordata; Mammalia; Carnivora; Felidae
Gene: R3HDM4
Product: R3H domain containing 4
Exons: 8
Coding region: 1269-2117 (282 amino acids)
Molecular function (GO): nucleic acid binding
Source: RefSeq, a predicted model, not a curated record